GUGUUGGUGGUGGUGGUGGUGUUGGUGGUGUUGGUGGUGUUGGUGGUGUUGGUGUUGUUGGUGUUGUUGUUGUUGUUGGUGUUUUCUUUUUUUCCGUCAAGGAUGCCAUGAUCCGGUCUGGCGGAGCUGUGGUGUCUCUUGCGUCAUGUCUCGCUGCCACCAAGUCCCUUUCUUCCUUGCGUGUAGUGUACAUGCGCGGUUCGACGGCCUCAUGCGCAAGGCCGGCGAACUGAGAGUCACGGUGGGAGACAAGAGGCGCAUGCCGGCGCCUAUUGAUACCCGGUAAGACAGAAUUUCCUCGUGCCAGGGAGACCCAAUCAAAGAUGCGUCUUGCUUGGGGGGCCAGGUGGGCGCGUGGUAUGUCAUUGACUGUUUCCUAUGGGUGUGGACCAAUCGAGAUGUGCUCCGAUCCAGGGCGCAUGAGGAGGCAUUCAGCACUCCCAAGGCUCGCGGCAGGCGCACAUGGAAGAACCCAACCGCUGAAAGGCUGCAGCAGCAUCUGUCAGACCCUCUGUUCUGGGUCUACAUCCACAUCUGCGUACGACUCUUUGAGGUCUUCCACCUUCUGCUGUCCUGGGCCGAGGGCUGCAGCUGUCAUCAUGGCUCAUCCUGCCAGUGGGCGGUAAGCGUAUAUGAUGGGAGAUCCAGAUAGGCCCUGACCCCUGCAUACCUGCUUUGUCGGCGUGGUCAGGGUCGUCGUCUUGGUGACUUGGCGCGAGUCUCCUUUCACAGCAACUUGAACAGCGUGUUGGAGAAGGCCGAAAAUGACGAGACCGUAUGGAGACACAUCAGAGAAGCGACCGAUUCCUCGAAUGCGACACUCAGCUUCCAGCAGCUUUGCCAGGAUGUGGCCGCCAUUCACGUCCGGAUCGCCUCGACAACUGCACAGCGGCUGGCGUACUAUUCCGACUGGCCCCGAACGCCCUUCAGGGCAGCUGUCGUCGUGCUCCCCUACAUGCAGAACCCCGAGGAGCGUCAGAAACAGGACACCGGAUUCCGCGAGAGGACGGACCACCACUUUCGCAGACACUUCGAGAAGGAGCAGGCAGAGAUGGUUAAGGAGGCCUACAGCUCCGCCAAGAGGCUGUUCAUGCAGACCAUCGGCGGCAGGCGCCUGUUCAAGGACCAGCUGGGGGAGAGCAGGGCCACAGCAGAACUUCUCGCAUCCUGAGAGGGCAUGGGGCAAGACUCUCCUGGAGUACGCCAAGUCAGACAAGGAGUUGCCGGCUCUGGGAGACUCUGGGAUGCGGCUGUAGAAAGGUGACUGGCCAUCCGAUGGAGUCCGAGCAUGCCGUUCUUCACCGGAUCCACAACAAGCAGGGAGCCGCUGCCUGGCAGGCCUCCCUCGGCUUCACAUCGGGAGUUGCGUAUGAGCCGGCAUGGCAUGCUGCCGCAAGACGCAUUUGUGAAGCACUGGCAUAGGGUGAGACACCAUUUUGUAAUGAAGAUACCGAGAUACUUACACGGUCUUCCUCUGUUCUGUGAUCAUCAGGCGUCUCACUUCGAGCGGGAAGUGCCAGAUGAGCUCCUCUACAACCUGCCAGGAGGCACAGCAGGCAAGACGCGUCAGGCUUCAGCGUGUCUCCCGCCAUCUGCGCAUCCGGCCCCCUCGCUUACCGACCAAUACCACACAAAGGCAUCCAAGCUGCAGAAGAUGCUUCCCACUCUAGUGCCAACAAACCAUGUCCUUGUCACGCCAACCCGUGAGUACUACUACGUGGCGGAGAACGAGCACAUGCGUGUGAUGGCCAUGACCUGUGGGGCGGACGCCGAUCUCAUGGUCCUGCCGCUGCAGAUUGAGUCUGAUGCGGAGGAGGGGGCGAGUGCCGAGGGACUGCUUCAGCUGUGGAUUGCUCCACACUACAACGGCAACCAGACGGUGUGGUUGCAGAAAUUCUCAUUUCCCAGCGAGGCCGAAGAUGUCCUCAACUCAUAUCUGCUACUCGACGCCAGCGCCGAUCCGAGCUUCGGCCGAUUUCUCCUUUCAAUCGACCUCAACACGGUUGAGGGAAUCAUGGAGAGGGCGAUAAAGGAGGUGGCGGGAGGACCUCGUGAUGCAGACACGGGGCGCCUGCAGCACCCCCCCACGAAGGAGCACCUCCAGCUGUUCCUGAGAUACCAG
Messenger RNA from Vitrella brassicaformis, 2122 nucleotides. The record is from the annotation of a GenBank genome assembly. Lineage: Eukaryota; Vitrellaceae.